Messenger RNA from Lontra canadensis (Northern American river otter), 1645 nucleotides. It is a transcript of the gene MFSD12, whose product is annotated as major facilitator superfamily domain containing 12. Bases 123 to 1559 code for a protein of 478 amino acids. Gene Ontology annotation, cellular component: membrane. The record is from RefSeq and is a predicted model, not a curated record. Gene Ontology annotation, molecular function: symporter activity. Gene Ontology annotation, biological process: carbohydrate transport. Lineage: Eukaryota; Metazoa; Chordata; Mammalia; Carnivora; Mustelidae. The transcript is spliced from 10 exons.
GCAGGCGCGCUCGGCAGGGCGGGCUUGGGCGGUGGCGCGGGGACAGGCGGGCGCGGUCGGCUCGCGCGCCGGGGUCCGUCUGUCGCGCGCCAGACCGCCCGGCCCGGGUGCGGAGCGCGGCCAUGGGCCCGGGGCCCCCGGCGGCAGGAGCAGGGGCGUCGCCGCAGUCCCUGUCGCUGGCCGCGCGGCUGAGCUACGCCGUGGGCCACUUCCUCAACGACCUGUGCGCGUCCAUGUGGUUCACCUACCUGCUGCUCUACCUGCACUCGGUGCGCGCCUACAGCUCGCGCGGCGCCGGCCUGCUGCUGCUGCUCGGCCAGGUGGCCGACGGGCUGUGCACGCCCCUCGUGGGCUACGAGGCCGACCGCGCCGCCGGCCGCUGCGUCCGCUGCGGCCCCCGAAAGGCCUGGCACCUGGUCGGCACCGUCUGCGUCCUGCUGUCCUUCCCCUUCAUCUUCAGCCCGUGCCUGGGCUGCGGGGCCGCCACGCCGGAGUGGGCCGCCCUCCUCUACUACGGGCCCUUCGUGGUGGUCUUCCAGUUCGGCUGGGCGGCCACGCAGAUCGCCCACCUCAGCCUCAUCCCGGAGCUCGCCACCAGUGACCACGAGAAGGUGGAGCUCACGGCCCUCAGGUAUGCCUUCACCGUGGUGGCCAACAUCGCCGUGUACGGGGCCGCCUGGCUCCUGCUGCACCUGCAGGGCUCCCCGAGCACAGAGAUGGCCCACGAUGUCACUGACCAGCUGGGGGUCCAAGACGUGCAGGUGUUCCAGAACCUCUCCCUGUUGGUGAUAGGAGUCGGAGCCGUCUUCUCGCUUCUGUUCCACCUGGGCACCCGGGAGGGGCGCCGGCCCCCGGCGGAGCAGCCGGACGAGCACAGCCCGCUGCUGGCCCCCGCGACCGCCCGGCCCCUGCUGCUCUGGAAACACUGGCUCCGGGAGCCGGCCUUCUACCAGGUGGGCCUGCUGUACAUGAGCACGAGGCUCAUCGUGAACCUGUCCCAGACCUACGUAGCCAUGUACCUCACCUACUCCCUCGACCUGCCCAAGAAGUUCAUCGCCACCAUCCCGCUGCUGAUGUACGUCAGCGGUUUCUGCUCCUCCUUCCUCAUGAAGCCGGUCAACAGGAGCAUCGGGAGGAACCUGACCUACUUUGCGGGGCUCCUGGCGAUCCUGGCCUUUGCCGCCUGGGUGGCGCUGGCAGACAGGCUGGGCGUGGCCGUGUACGCAGCGGCCGUGCUGCUGGGCGUGGGCUGCGCCACCAUCCUCGUCACCUCGCUGGCCAUGACAGCCGACCUCAUCGGCCCCCACACGCACAGUGGAGCCUUCGUGUACGGGGCCAUGAGCUUCUCGGAUAAAGUGGCCAACGGGCUGGCAGUCAUGGCCAUCCAGAGCCUGUACCCCUGCUCCUUGGAGAUCUGCUGCAGGGCCUGCAUGGGCUUCUACCGCUGGGUGAUGGUGGCCGCCACCGGCGGCGUAGGCGUAGCCGCCACCUUCUGUCUGUGCAGUCUCUUCCUCUGGCCCAUCCGCCUGCGGAGCUGGGACCCUGGAGCCCAGCCCUGAUGCCGCAUGCGCCUCAGUCGCCGUCCUGUGAACAUGAACUCGGUUCCAGGCCCCGCGGAGGCCAGGAGCAGCCCUCCCUCCGAGCU